CGUUGGAACACCACCGCGUCACUUACUUCUUCUCUCUCUCACUCUGUCUGUCACUCAGCCUCACCCUCUUUCUCUCGCACUCUCAUCACUAAUCGCUCCCUAGGUCUGGCCGUCAAACACACGCACGGCGCACCACCAUCCACCAGUCCACCGGCUCCUCUGCCUCUCUAUCUCUGCAGCUCUGCUUCUCCUUUCUCUUUGAGGGUUACUGGGUAAGGUAAGGUGUGUAUUUUUUCUCUAUUUUUUUCCCUAAUUCUUGUCCUUUCUCUUUCAGAAUCAGAGGGUUUCUGAAAAUCCAUGAUUGAUUGAUAAUUUGAUAUAUUUCACCCAUCUUCAACCUGAGGGGAUGAAAAACUAAUUGAGUUAAUGUAGCUUCUGGGGAUUGAGCGUUGGGUGUCGGGAUGGUGCGCGUGGGUACUCUUUCUGCGAUUGAACAUGGUCUGGUGGGCGUUUAUGGACUUUACAAGUUACAACGUUCAUGUUCUUCUUCUCUGUUUAAAGACAGAAACAAACAGAGCGAAAGCAGAAAAUGACGAACAACCACAUGAUUAUGUACAUCCCAGAGGAGCAGCCACAUGACCUUCACAAUCAACCGACAGAGAGUGUCUUUGCUUCGGCCAUCAACCCAAAGCAUGCGAACCAAAUUGUGAGGCGUUUGAAUCAAGUAGCACCCCUCGAAGAUCUCCGUCAUGUGAAACGAAUUCAGAAGAAGGUUCUGGAAGGAGGACAGGUACAGCUAUCAGUGAUCUUGUGCCUGGCCCCUGAGGGUGACGAUCAAUCGGAUAGUGUGCCGCCUCAUCUUCACGAGUUGAUCAGUUCCUAUCAGUUGAGUCCUUUUAUCACAAAAGUCUGCAAAUAUGCUGCAACAUCAAAAGAAGAGUGGCUAGAGCAAUGCAAAAUUUGGCCAACGUCUUAUCAUCCAAGGACUUACAACAUUGAUGGUAUUACUGGAUUUAGUGAGGAGGACUCGCAAUCAAUUUUGAAGUUUAUGCAAUCAGCUGUUGAGUUGGCAACAUCCGAUGGCUUGGUUGUCAAUGCUGCAGUGAUAGUGGACCCUUCAGCUAAGCAAAUUAUUUCAAGUGCACGUGAUCAGGUUUUUGCUUGGAACACUUGCAAAGAUGAUAGCUUCUCUAGAAAGCCAGAGUUAUUAAGUUCCCAUCCUAUUUCCAAUAGAUUUGAUCCUGACAAACCGUUGUAUUCAAAUAGUUCCUGCAAUCAGCUCAAACAACGGGAUACAGGUGUUGCUUGCUUAUAUCCUUGGCAAUGGACCGAGCAGCAAUCACAUUCACAGAGUUCACAUGAUUGGCAUCCUUUGCGACAUGCUGCAAUUGUAGCUAUAGAAUCAUCUGCUGCUAGGGAUAGAUGUCUUUUUCCUAGUGAGGGGAAUAGUGAAGAAAAGUAUCUGGAAAUGGAUCACGAGAAUCCUUCUUGCACAAGCUUUCCUGCAAAGAGACAGAAAACUGUUUGCGCAACUGUUGAGGAUAAUGAUAAAUUGAAUGGUCAUAAUGAAACUUCUACUCAGCUGUCAGCACGACCGUACCUAUGCACUGGUUAUGACAUAUAUCUUGCUUGGGAACCUUGCAUAAUGUGUGCCAUGGCCCUUGUCCAUCAGCGAAUUAGGAGGAUAUUUUAUAGGUUUCCAAACCCUAACGCUGGUGCUUUGGGAAGUGUUCAUAGAUUACAGGGAGAAAAGAGUUUAAAUCAUCAUUAUGCUGUUUUCAGGGUUAUGUUGCCUGAACAAACCCUCCAUAAAUGUAAUACAUAUGUUGCAGAAGCCGAGGAAGCCAGUAGUAUUUGUUAAGUAGCAGAUGUAGCUUAAAUUGCAAGAGAAGAUUGAAGGCUUUUAUCCUUGGGAGACUAUUUAAAAGUGAAUAUCAAAUGUUAUGGUUAUUAAUUAUUAGAACGGUUUUCUGAA
Lotus japonicus is the source of this 1915-nucleotide messenger RNA. Its product is annotated as tRNA-specific adenosine deaminase TAD3. Lineage: Eukaryota; Viridiplantae; Streptophyta; Magnoliopsida; Fabales; Fabaceae. The record is from RefSeq and is a predicted model, not a curated record. Gene Ontology annotation, molecular function: tRNA-specific adenosine-34 deaminase activity. The coding region runs from base 530 to 1801 and encodes 423 amino acids. The transcript is spliced from 10 exons. Gene Ontology annotation, biological process: tRNA wobble adenosine to inosine editing. Gene Ontology annotation, cellular component: nucleus; cytoplasm.